Molecule: messenger RNA, 1743 nt
Organism: Drepanopeziza brunnea f. sp. 'multigermtubi' MB_m1
Lineage: Eukaryota; Fungi; Ascomycota; Leotiomycetes; Helotiales; Drepanopezizaceae
Source: RefSeq, a predicted model, not a curated record
AUGGCUUCACAUACGGACUUUAUCACUUUUUCAAGCAGACGAAGCGUCGUCCAUGCAACAGACGGAAUCGUAGCCUGCACGCAGCCCCUCGCUGCACAGUGUGGGCUUCGGAUUCUCGCGAAAGGAGGAAACGCUGCCGAUGCAGCCGUAGCAGUCGCUGCUGGUAUGAACAUGACCGAGCCAUGCAGCACAGGCAUCGGAGGCGACAUGUUCUGCCUCUACUACGACGCGAAAACUAAGAAAGUGUCUGCUUUGAACGGAUCGGGACGAUCAGGCGCCAGGUGCACUCUUGAGAGGAUUAGAGGAGAUCUGGGCAUUCCUGACGGGACGAGUGGGAAUAUUCCCAUGACGAGCGUGCAUAGUGUUACGGUCCCUGGUGCUGCUGCUGGGUGGGCUGACACUGUGGAUAUCUUCGGUUCUGGAAGAGUAACCCUCGAAGAUAUCCUGUCUCCCGCGGCCGAGUUGGGCGAGAAAGGCUUUCCAGUCUCCGAGCUCACAGCAAGCUUCUGGGCAUCGGGGGAAACAAAGCUCAGAGAAGCAUCCUCCAACUUUUCGGAAAUGCUCAAGAAAGACCCUACUACAAGUGACGGCUUUCGUGCCCCCAGAGCCGGAGAACUGAUGCACAAUCCCAAUCUGGCAGAAACCUUCCGUACUCUAGGUAAAGAAGGAAAGAAAGGAUUCUACACUGGUAGAAUCGCGCAUGAGAUUGUAAAGGUAGUUCAAGAUCUCGGUGGACAUAUCGAGCAUGAUGACCUGGUUCAUCACAUGGCCCUCGGUACCGAGCGCGUUGAUCCCAUCUCUCUGACUUUCAGAGAUGAAGUCGAAGUCUGGGAGCACCCGCCGAACGGACAGGGUAUUGUCGCUCUCAUCGCUCUCGGAAUCCUGGAGGAGCUGGAGAACAACGGGACGAUACCCAAAUUUGAGGAAAUGGGCCACAACUCAGCGGCAUACAUCCACGCCAUCGUAGAGUCUUUGCAUAUUGCCUUUGCGGACGCCGUCUGGUGGGUCACGGAUCCGAAUGAAGUCAGGGUCCCUGUCAACGGCCUACUUUCGAAAGAUUACCUAGCUGAAAGAGCGAAGCUUUUCGAACCCAACAAAGCAUCACAUAUUCAGCAUCACGGUAGUCCAGCCUUCAACCACUCGGACACUGUGUACUUCGCAGUUAGCGACCGCGACGGCAACGCCGUAUCGUUCAUCAAUUCAAAUUAUGGUGGCUUUGGAAUGGCUGCGAUUCCCCAGGGCUGUGGCUUCACUCUGCAAAACCGAGGCGCGAAUUUCAGUCUCGAUCAAGAGCAUCCGAACGUACUGGCCCCGAGGAAACGGCCGUACCAUACUAUCAUUCCAGCUAUGGUUACAAAUACGGCAGAUGGGAGUCUAAACUCGGUGUAUGGGGUGAUGGGGGGUUUUAUGCAACCGCAAGGUCACGUGCAAGUCCUGUUGAAUAUGCUGGCGUUUAAGCAGAAUGCACAGACUGCGCUCGAUGCGCCGAGGAUUUGCAUUGGGGCAGGGAUGCCGGACGAGGGAGAGGUGAUGGAUCAGAUCAUCUAUUUGGAGGAUGGGAUUGGAGAGGGGGUAGAGGAGGAGCUGAAGAGGAUGGGCCAUAAUGCGCAGAUUGUGAAGGGGGCUCAGCGGAGUCUGUUUGGGAGGGGCCAGCUUAUCAGGAGUGUAAUGGAGGAUGGAAAGUUUGUUUACUCGGCUGGGAGUGACCUGAGGGGCGACGGGGGGGCUUUCCCUGCGUGGUAA